This is a messenger RNA of Pestalotiopsis fici W106-1, 1425 nucleotides long. RefSeq lists its product as uncharacterized. NCBI's taxonomy places the organism in Eukaryota, Fungi, Ascomycota, Sordariomycetes, Amphisphaeriales, Sporocadaceae. The coding region runs from base 1 to 1425 and encodes 474 amino acids. The record is from RefSeq and is a predicted model, not a curated record. The transcript is spliced from 3 exons.
AUGCGCUUCCAGGCUCCUCAGCUCGGCGCUCUAGGCGUCACCUUUACGGCUCUGCGUGCCGCACAACUUCUUUCGCUGCUGACCAUCAUUGGCCUCAUGGCAAACUUUAUCAAUGAGAUUGUGUCGGCUCAGCGGGAUGCUCCAGACGUGCUCAUUGGCACUCUGGUUGUGGCGAGCACGGCAUCCCUAUACAUUGCCAUCAGUUACAUUCUGUAUUAUGAUGGUCUGCUUCCUCUUCUUGUUGCUGGAGGUUGCGACUUUCUCCUGUUGAUUGCAACCAUUGUCGUGGCUGCCACGAUUGGAAAGCCGCUGUCCAAGCUCACAUGUGAGACGCUUCCUGCAGCGGGCACAUCGACCAUUGCCUCUGGAUCUCAGGUCUUUGUUGCCAGCAGCUCUGGCGUCACCUACCGCAGCGUCCUGAAGAAGACUGUCGACUACUUCACCUACGUCGCGGUCGACCAGCCGCACUGCUACGAGAUCAAGGCUGUAUGGGGCCUCUCUAUCUCGCUGUGUGUGCUGUUUGCCUUUAGUGCCAUUGUCUGUGUUGGCCUCUGGCGUCGCAUCAAGGGCGCCGCCGCCGCCAACGCUCCCAAGGACAUUGAGGCAGCAGCAGCAGCAGCACCGCCAAUGGGGACGUACGAGGAGAAAGGUGCAUGCUUCCAGGUCAUUCCUCCGCCUCCGCACCAAGCCGGCGACGGUGGCAUCUCGGGGCCUCUGGCCCUUUCUUCUCGCAGUCUCGGAACCGGUGUAUUGAACCACGGCCCGGCUGCUGCUCACCCUACCUUUGUGCCAUCCCCCAGCGCGCCCAUCCCAGCGCCUCAGGCUGCGCCCAUCCUCAACUUUCGCGGCAUCGACGAGGACAUAACGGCUGUGCCACCCCCGCCGCCCAUGAUUUACGUGAACCGUCCUGCCUCGAGGGGCCGGUCGCUCACAGCGCAGCGCAAAUCCAUCAUGAUGCCGGCAAUCCCCGAGUCACCGCUGACCACAGCAGCGCAUGAGGACUCCAUCCCGGCCAAGCACAAGCGCAUACCGGAAAAGAUCCGGACGCAGAACCUCGAGGUCCCGCCCUUGACACCCACCAGCGACGACGGGUACACGCCCGUCAACACGCCCGCCAAUGCCCUGUCGUCGGCCUUUUCGCCGCGGCUCAAGACAAAGAUACCGUCUCUGCCUAGCCCCCGCGACGCCCUGGGCAUCCCCAUUUCCAAGAUCAAGUCCUUUGCCGCGCGGUCCGUGGGCAGGGUGAGCCCCGUCGAUGCCGACGACCUCGAGCCCCUGAGCCCCUCGGUAGUGCGCAAUGCCGACGGUCUUCCGGUGCCGGUCCAAGCUCGGGAGAAGCCAAAGCGCAAGACGGUCUGGGGCAUGAUUGAGGGUUGGUGGGAUCUCAAUCUUUUGGAUAGGGGUAAGAGUUUGAGAAGGAAGUAG